Messenger RNA from Paramecium pentaurelia, 2333 nucleotides. Lineage: Eukaryota; Ciliophora; Oligohymenophorea; Peniculida; Parameciidae. The record is from the annotation of a GenBank genome assembly.
UAUGCUCACCUUCUUUCUCUUCCUGAUUUAUUAGGUUAGAUGUGGAGAUAUUUAAUUGCAUAACUAAUAUGGAACCAUUCUUUAAGAUAAAAUCUUAGUACUAUCAAUAUACUUAUAAUAGAUUAUUACUAAAAAUGGAAUGAUUUACAAUUAUGAUCUAAAAUAAUAAUAGAUUCUUUGGAUAUCAUAAUUAGGGAUAUCUCUUUAAUCAAAUGAUCUCAAAAAUUCUACAUACUAUAUAUAACCUUAUAGAGAUGGUACAUACUUAUUUUAUGAUGAUUUCCCAUAUGUAAGUAAAAAUAUAUAAUUUAAAUUAGGAAAUAGAACAAGAUGAUAUUAAAUUAUUAUUUAGUACUUGUCCUAUGUUUAAAAAUUCACUUGUUUUUAAUAAUAAUAUUGCAUUUUUUAUGGAUAUCACAACAGGAAAUUUAAAAAAAUUAACUCAAUUUGAUGUGCAAUAGCUAUUGAAGAAACCUAAACUAUAUCAAUAAGGAGUUCUAAUUCAUGUAUAACAGUAAUAUAUAUCUGAUUUGGAAUAUGAAUUCUCUUAAUUUUAUAAUUCUAGAGUGUAUAUUAAUUUCUUACUGCAAUAUAUUCAAGGUAACUAAACUUAAAAAGGGUAUACAAAUAAUACAUAAAUUUGGAAAACAUAGAAUGGAAUUUAUGUUUAAUGGAAUAAAAAAGUUUUUGAUUUAUAUUUAGAUAAUGAAGUGUUUCAAGUCUUUAUUUAUGAUGAAGUGGAAGGAUUAUAAUCAAUAAAAAUUAAUCGAGAUCUUAUAGAAUCAAGAAGUUUAUAAAUUAUACCUGUCAUAAAUAAUAACCUUUAAUGUGAAAAAGAUGGAUAGUGCAUGCAAAUUGAUUAUAAACCAACAACUGCACUAGGUAUAUAUAAAUAAACAGAGUUUAAAUAGUGUUUAAAUGAAUUUUAUAAUGCAAAAGUCUAACAAUUACCUAUUAUUUAUCAAUAAAAUAAUCCUUAAAUCUAAGAAAUAUGCUUUGAAAUUUACACUGAAAAUGGUUCUUAAACAAUGAUAUUAUUAAUUAUAUUUAUUAUUGGUUUUGUUUUAUUAACAAGACUUAAAUUUAAAAGGUAAAAACCCAUAUUUUAAAUAAAUAUAAAAGAAUCAAAUGUAGAAUUAAAAUAUGUUUAAUAGAAUUAAAUUUAAAUUAAUUAAUUUUAAAUUUUAGGAUAAGGUUCUCAUAAAACAAUUGUUUAUGAAGGUCUAUUUCAAAAUAGAAUAGUUGCUGUUAAAGAAAUCAAUUUAUUGAAUUUAUCUUAAAAUAUGAUAGAUGGUGAAUUAGAAAAAUCAUUUGUUUAAUAAAUGUCUUUAAGUUCUGAGCAAUUUUUAAAACUGUAUUUUUAUGAAAAAAGAAAUAAUCAUUUUUAUUUAGCUAUGGAUAAAUAUUUGAUAAAUUUAAAAGAUUUUGUGUAAUAUGAAUCAUGUAAUAAAUUAAAUGAUUCAUUUAAAAAUUAAAUUAAAUUAAAACUUUAAGACCCUAAUUUUUAUAAAUCCUUUAUACAUAUUCUAUUAAUUGGACUAUAAGAGCUUCAUAAUAAAAACAUUAAACAUCAUGGAUUUGAUUAAGAAAAUAUUAUAUUUAAUCAUGAUCUUCUUGUUUAAUUUUGUGAUCUAGGAAUGUCUUAGAAAACUGAUUAUUAUAGAUUGAAGAUUAAUUCAUCAAAUAGUGAUUUCUUUCAUAAUCAUACUUUGAAGUAGUAAUUAGGUGUAAUAUUUUACUAUUUACUAUCAAGAGGAGAUGAUCUUAAAAAAUUAUUAUAGAUUAAUUAAAAGACUAUUCUGAAUAAAUUUAAGAAAUACAAAAUAAAAGAAUUAGAUAUAAGAGAUUUGAUACUUAAAUUGCUUUUUGAUGAUUCAAUAAUUCAUUAUGAAAAUCUCCUUUCGCAUCCCUAUUUUUGGACAAAAGAGAAAAAAUUAAAAUUUAUUUGUGAAUUUAGUGAUUAUAUCGAAACCUUUCCAUAAAAACCAGGUUCAAUAACACUAUAAGAAAUAUGCAUUUAAAACUAGGUUUUUCAAGAUAAUUGGGGCAAGAAAUGUGAAAUACUUUUAAAGGAACAAAUUCGAGGAUAUGAUACAACCUAAGUUUUAUAAUUAAUAAGAGUAUAAAAUUAAACUUAUAAUUAAUAGCUUAUUCGGAAUACUAAGAAUCAUUACCAUUAGCUUAGAAACAAUUGUAAAUAAAUAUUAGGAAAUUCUGAUAGAGAUUUAUUUGAUUAUUGGAAUAAAAAUUUUCCAAAUUUAUUUUUUACUCUCUACUAAUAUGCAUGUGAAAACAAUUUCAACUUAUUAAGUAUUAAAAAACAUAAGAAAUGA